Saprolegnia parasitica CBS 223.65 is the source of this 1803-nucleotide messenger RNA. RefSeq lists its product as hypothetical. Bases 61 to 1803 code for a protein of 580 amino acids. NCBI's taxonomy places the organism in Eukaryota, Oomycota, Saprolegniomycetes, Saprolegniales, Saprolegniaceae. The record is from RefSeq and is a predicted model, not a curated record. The transcript has 3 exons.
GGCGUGAGCUAAGCCUAGUAUGCGAUCUUGGAGGGACACCGUUGGCGAGCUGCUCAUACAAUGGCCGACGACGACCCGUACAACUUUACCAUCGACAUUGCUGGCGCCUCCCGCGCCAAAACCAAGUACGACGACGAGUCCAACGAGGCGAGCGAGGAUAGGAGCGACGCAUCGCUCUCGCCGCCCAAAGCCAAAGCCAAAACCAAGGUCAAAGCCGCGCCGGCCAAAGCGUCGAGUCAGUCGAAUGCGCUCGAUAAGGCCAAGAACUUUCUCUCCAAGUACUCCAAGCCCAUCGAGAAGCCCGUGCGGCGGCGCGUGACCUUGGACGACAGCGACGAGGAUGAGGCAAGCGAGGCGUCCGUGGAGCCGCCUACUACAAAGAAGGCGCCGGUGUCGCGCUAUGACGACGACGUGAGUGACAGCUUGGACGCGCCACCAACGCGAUCCAAGGUCACGCUCGACGACAUCAGCAUGGACGAGUCCGAGGACGAGCCGGUGCGGCAACCGACGAUUGCGGCCCCGAAAACGGUGCCUACGGUACAGCAAGUGCAGUCGACGCGCCCGGCUGUAGCAACGCGGACGGCCGACGACAGCGACGAUGAUGACCCACCGUCGUUUCACGAUGCGUCCGAGGACGACCAGCCGCCGACACGUGCUACUGCGGCAAUACCCGUUGUGACACCACCUAAGCAGGAGGAGGAAAGCGACGCCUACGACGACGACGACGUGGUCGACGAGGCGUCGAUGGUCGAGGAAGAGGACGAGGACGUUGACGAUGCGCCUGCCAAGAGCACUGUGGUGCCAACCAAAGCCAGCGAGCAACCUACGUACGACUACUCGAUGGAGUUUUCCCAGGACGACAACGACGAUGGCCCCAAGGCCACCACCAUGGCGCCGAGCGCGGUGCAGCCCGUGGCCAGCGAGAUGAGCGACGGAGACAACUACGGGGACGAGUCGUUUGCGGCCAGCGAGCCCGUACUCGAGCGCGUCGCCAAAGAGCCGAGCGAGGACAACUACGGGGAUGAGUCCUUUGCCGCAAGCGAGCCAGCCGCGCCCGCAAUGGAAGAGACACCUGCGUACGACGACGAGUCGUUCCAAGAGGCCUCCGUCGAUCUUGUCGUCGCGCCGGCAGUCGUGGUCCCACCCAGUGUGGCGCCCGUUCCUGCGCCCGCUGCAAUGGUCGAGCCAGCGUCCUCCGCACCGACGCUGCCAACACCACGUCCAUUGGUGGAGCCCACGGUGACGCUACCCACAGCAACGAUCUCAACCUCGGUACCUGCGGCGCCGCCAGUCGAGACCAGCCGCCCGCGCGUCAUGAUCGUGCGCGAGUACGAGCUUCCGGAGCGGCCAAAGGCAGAGAUGAAGGACGCGAGUACGCAAUAUACAGGCAACCACGUGCAGAUCCAGGCCGAUUUCGGCCCGCAGAGUGCUCCGUCGCCGCCGUUGGACCCGCCGUCGGUGCCAACUCCGACAUGGCAGCCACCUCACGAGACGUCGCAAGCGUCAUCGCAGUUCGGCCAUGCGCCGAUACCACCGCUUUUGAACGUCUCGCUCACCGGGUCGUCGGUGUACCGCCAUCAGCUGGCGCAGAUCCAGCUCCAGAUUCGCCGCAAGCGGCUCGAGACCGACCGCUUGCUGCGCGAGUCAUCGGCCUUUCGGUACACCUCACACGACGAGACGGACAAGUUUGUGAGCUUGAACCGACCGCGCAAGCUCGCGCUCUGGGAGGCGCUCAUGCAAGUGGACCCGAGUAUGAGCCAAGAGCAAGCCAUGAAGAUCGAAGCGCUCUCCAAGUCGGCGUAG